AUGGCCGACGAGGAACGGGAGCGGAGAAUGCUGUUCGUGUCCACAGAGACAGUCAGCUUCAACUUCGAAAAGGAGAGUUACGAGUUCAGCCGUUUUCCAUUCCCGUUUUUGAUAUCGGACGUGGUGGUCUUUGAAAAGCCCUGCGUUACGCAGGAAAUCAACCAAUUGUACGUGGUGCGCGGAAAGGGGACAACAUUGCCAUGCGACGUCGAUCUAAUGGUGAAGAUGAUCCCAGUACGCACUGCAAAUAUGUCUGGGUCUGGAAGAAUGGGCUCUUUUCAUGCGUGUUGCGGGUCACACAGAAAGCUGUCUUGCCUGACUCGCAAAAGAUGCUUACUUACUUCUGGCCAUGCUGCUCCCUGAGAGGGGAUGAAUUUCUUCAUGCAGUAUUAUAGGCACUACCAAGACGCGGCAGAGCUUCAACUUGUGAUGCUAAAAUCUGCACCACGUUUACGCACUCUGUGGAGCUUGGAGAAAGCAAAAAGUGCAUCACAAAUCUCGCAAUCUUCCAGACCCAGACAUAUUUGCAUUCGAUAUCCCACGGCGAAGCUGAACAUGAAGGGCGAGCGGACCCGGUUAACGGCCUUACGAGAAUUGUUGAUCUUUGGGCUGUUGGGUCCGAACAACAAGGCUGCGACCAAGGCGGCGCUCGAUGUAUUUGUACUGCUUCGAGCCAUUUGCGCUCUGCAAAUAGACAGACGUUUUUCAUUGCUUCCGUCGUUUAAGUAGGAAUGAUUACUAGACAACAAAGAUGAAAUCCCAAAAACCAAACGAACGACACAGGCCUGCCUGGUUGCACCACUUGCUGCUUACUGUGACAAGUCGCUCAACAUCUACGUCAUAAUGGAGAAAGCCCUAUCGAAAUGAAAUGCGUAGCAAGUAGCACGAGGCUCUGUUUGUAUGUUCUUGCCACACACGAAAGAAAGGGUGGGAGUCCUCGUCUUUCGAUUAUGCAAUAGUUGGAGGAAAGGCCGCAGACUCCCUCAGGGGAUGUGCAUCAUAAGGUGCCCGACCACGACCCACCUGCAGAAGGAUGAUUAUUUGUAUAUUUAUAAUGUAAUUGUCUUGCAGUAGUCGAGUCUUAUGGAUGGAGGUUGCAUGUGGUUGCAGUGUCUGCAGUGGCAUGGGUAGAAAGCACGCAAUGCAGAGCCUGCUGGCUGUUGUGGGCGUUUCGUUUCGAUACACACAGGCGACACUGGGUGAUGCAGAUGCGGAUCACGCAGCUGAAAACGAGGGCGCAAAAGUAGAUGGCGAGAAGAACCAACCGGGGGCGCCGGAUGAGGAGGGGGACACGGAUUCGGAUCCGUCAGAAGGGGAGCGGGAGGCACCCGCGCGGCUGUCCCUGCGGAAACUCGCGACCAUGGUCGACAUCUCUGCGUUCAUCGAAAUGUGGUUGCGAAACCUCCUGUACAUGGGUUAUUCCCUGUCUGUGCGGCACCGCGAUCUCAAGCCGGAUAAUACGGCGAUGUGCGGCAAAAAGAAUGCGACCUUCAAACUGAAGAACGUCUCUGUGCAGGAACUCCUGGAUAAGAAAAUGAUCUACCCCGGAACGAAGUCUUUUACAACUGCGCAACGACAGGAAAAGGGCGUAUACGACGUCAGGUACCCCAUUUGUUCUUUGUUUCGAACUUGAUUUUGCAAAACCCUUUGUGUUUGUUCUGCAUGAUCGUAGGGAGUUGUAGAAAAAAGAUCGCGGACGCGAGCGCUCCUGCUUCUCGUCUUCAACUUCAAGGAAAAUGCAUGGGCGAUCGUUCAGCGCAUUCACGUUCUGUACAGGUUCUACACGGCGCACAACGCCUACAAAUUGCCGCCGGGCCACGUGGUCAACGAGAUCCGCGUCAAGAACGCCGGCCAGGCGGAGCGCGUCGUGAACAUGCAAAACGCGCGCGUUACCGACCAAGUCAACGUGACGUUACAACCCGAAGAGGGCUGCAGUGGGCGCAGCGAGAGUGUGGAAAUCGUGCUCGGGCCGUCCUUAUCAAAUGCAAAUAUCGAUCUGAGUUUGGAAGAGUGCGCCUUUGUGGUGCAUUUUGUCAGAUGAAACACAUGAAUCUGUAAUGCACUGGUUGCAAAAGAACCAAAAGCACUUUCUUCUUUUGCCCAUGCUAAGGGAAGAUUUUUCAUGCCGGGUUGGCAUUGCAAUUGCGAAGGAGCCGCUACAGAACCUGUAGUGAUGACGCCCUGCAAGCAUGAAUCCAGACCUCCUGGGACAAACCAAAGUGGUAUGACAAAGUGAAAUUUCUGGAACAGUUGUCCAGACCCAGACAUGUUUGCACCAUUUGAUAAUUGGUAAAAUUCUUGGAUUUUGGUUCAACGAAAAUUAAGUCCAAGAGGAAGACCAAGAGGAGGGAUAACGCGGGUACGGAGGCGUACAGGUUGACCGACGAAGAUGGUGACCACAGUGACAGCAUUCACACCGCGUUCGUGUUGUUCGAUUUGUUGGGGCAGGACGACACGGCAACCGGGUACAUCUGCGACGAACUGGCCGAUCAGGAAGAGUGGCGUGCAGUCCGGGGGCGGGUCCUGCAAGCACUGCGCAAGUUGGCGGGUGGCGGUACGAUCACCACGCGGAAUACCAAACUCGAGCAGCGGGUCAACCUCCACUACAAGAAGUUCCAGGAGAACUGCGAGAACUACAAGGUUUCCCCGCGCCUGCAGAAGCUGGUGAUGACGCUGCUCUUGCCGGACAUUGACUCGUGCAAGGCCGACAAGGCGUUGGAAAAGAUCCUCUCCGACGACAAGUUCAACGGGAUUACUACGGAACAGCUGGGGAAGCAUUUUGAGAACGCCCCGAUGUUCAGAGACAUCGACUUGGAUUCGGAGGCCCAAUUCCGGAUCACGCUGGGCGGCAUUUUGGCGGGUAUCAACGGCCAGCGACACCCCUACCUCCAGAAGUUUUGUUUCGAAGACGCCCUGCCGAAUGAGGUACCUCAGCAAAUUUUUGAUGGCCAGAGCAGGCACACAACUUUGACCGUGCAGCAUCCGGCAGUUUGAUAUUUGAAUUUGUAGGCCAGGACUCCUUCUUUUGCUUGAGUAUACACAUCACACACAGACACACACACGACCCAAUCAGGUCUAUCUAGAUGCGAAAGCUUUGUGCAAGGUGGGAACCAAGGACGGACGCGCGAGUCCAUCUAAAUCCCGGAAGGACGUGCCGGCGUUGUCGACCCAUGUGCCCUGGAGUGGGAAAGUAAGCAUUGUUUUGGGCUUAAGAGAGUAGAACACUGAUACUCAGGAGUCGUCCACUUUUGCUUUUCAUGCCGUUGGUACUACAGGUGAUGUACACAUUUUUUUGCCGAUUUGCCGCAGUAUAAUUGUGCGCCAUAAACGGGACAUAGCCUCCCGGCCAGGGCGCGGGGGGAGCCUAAUCUCCCGCCUAAAGCUUGAUCUUGAAUUCCACUUUUUUUUCAGAUCCAAGAGGCGGGAUUUUGGAACGCCGAGUUGACCAAAUACUACAAAACCGGCCACCACGAGGAUCUCGCAGUGUCGAACUUCCCGAAGAAAGCGGGAAACAAUGCGCUGCAUGGUUACCAAAAGCUUUCUAUGCUCCUCGAGCAUGUGCACAGCGGUCUUACCAGCUACCUGCCGCACUCGUCGCGCUGA
This is a messenger RNA of Amoebophrya sp. A120, 3603 nucleotides long. The record is from the annotation of a GenBank genome assembly. Lineage: Eukaryota; Dinophyceae; Syndiniales; Amoebophryaceae.